AUGGCAGACCCAACCGGCGAAGAUCGCCAGGCGCAGCCAACGCUUGACGACCAGCGCCAUACGACUGCCGAGGUCUUGUCUUCCUCACCAUCCUCAGCGACAGCUCUCCCGCCCACCAUUCCUCCUCGUCCAGUCAUCGAUGUAUCGCAGAGCGCAGCUGUCGCCCCUGUCGCCGCCCCCUUCGCACAUCCUUCACCUUCUCUCCUGACUGUCCAAUCGCCCUCAUCUUCGAUAACGACCGCCACAACCUCAUCGACUCUUGAAAAUGGUGGUUCGGCCACCACGUCCGCUACUCUCGCUGCCCCCAGGCUGAGCUAUGUUCCACGAACUCCGCGCUCCCCGUCCGCGAUGAGCUCGACAGGCAGCAAAGAUCGAAUCAGCAGCGCUCAGCAGACACUGCCAAUAGCGCAGACACAGGCUCACCAGUCGGAUCUACCACGAUUGCCAUUGCAAGAUCCGUCGCCCGCAAGACAAGACUCGUCUGUAGCAAACGCGCCUCCUUCAACCUCGGGUCGACUCACCCAGUUGCUCGAGCGAUGUCAGCAGCUUGGCCUGGGCCCUGAAGCGCCAGGAUACGCGCUGGUCAAGAAACUAGCAGAAGCUACUGAGCCAGAAUGGAGGGAGCUCACUGCACUCCUGGCUCACGGACAGGCUACGCUUCUGUUGCCCGUACAAGCCAAGUCUUCAUCGUCUUCAUUCCUCAAAGAAAGAGAUGGUGCUGUACAUGCCCCUCCUUCCCUGGGAUUCGCGCAGGAUCACAUAUUGUUGAGCCCAUCCUCCUGCCCUGAUCUAUCAUCAGACCCACCGGACAAAGGUCUUGUGACACUCUCAGGGCUGCGAGGAUGCCUCGAAAUUACCGACAGGCGUGGCUCACCUCGCCCUACACAACUGGAAGAUCCCGAGGACGCCACCGUGCCACCGAGUCUAUUCAUCAAGAGCUUCAUCAAUCGCUCAGACCGAGAUUGGAUUCAGCAGUUGAAGACUGUGUCCGAACGAAGACAUCUGUUCUCCUCCCUGGCGCCUCUUCCUACCGCAUGCUGCUCUGACUAUCCUUACCCCAACUAUACCAUCCUGUGCGAGUCAAAGCUCGACUUCCCUCCACCUACUCAGCCAUCAAUCCACAAGCGCACGAGCUCGGGAGCAGCAACAACCAGCAUCAUCGCUCCCAACCUUGGCCUCGAAAGCUCGAGUCCCAAUCGGAGCUCAUCUUCGUCUGGCGCCUUUGCGCAACUCUUUGGUGGCGGUGGCAGAGGCUACCGCAAGGGCCUGCCCCCAUCUACUCAUGAUCAGACAUCGGAUGCUACACAGAGUCCUGCGAUCACAGGAGAGGGAUCAUCGGGUGCGAAAGUGCAGAUUUGGGUGAUUGACAGACCUCUACGCAGGUCCCGAGCGGUGCGGGGUAUGACGUACUCAGUACAAGCUCGUCUCCGCACUCAGCUUGAGCGCGAGGCCGGCAUUCGCUCUGACAUUGGCGAGGUCAUUGGCUCCUUCGCAGGAGCCUUCUAUCCUCCUGUUGAAUCGUCCAGUCGCUCUACUGAGUUGCCCUCUCGCAGAGGAGUUCAGAUCGGUAGUGGAAGGCUGCAGCUGCCGCGAACACCUCAUUCCCCCAUCACGCCCAAGGAAUGGCAGACCAUGGCUAUGUUCUCUGCCAGCCCGGAAGAGGUAACGGCUAGUUACCAGGAUGUCCUUGCUUCGGUGCAUUCGCAACUGCGAAUAGAUUCCGAUACGGCUGGGGAAGAGUCGCAAGAGGAGAAGGUUCUCGAGCAGAUGGAAGUCGUGGAACGCCUUCUGGUGGAGGAAGUGUACGAUCGACUUCUAUGCCCUCCACAGUCUUCGGAUCAUCAGGCCGACGAAAAUCUGGCCUCUAGAAUCGCAGCUCUGAAUAUUUUAGGGCUAGAUUGGGAAGGCCUGGGUCUCAACUUACCCCCACAAGAGAAAACGUUUCAAACUGUGGCUGGAGAUCAAGCUCAAAAUGAGCCUCAAGAGGCUUCUCCAGUUAGAGAUGGUCUUCAGAAGAUAAUGGACGACUGUCGUGAAGAGCUCGUGCAACUUCACCAGCGCGAUCGGAUGGCUCCACGCCGGAAGCUUGAGGUGCUAGUCGGUAUUCAUCGUAUCAUCGUUGAUGGUCUGAGCAAGCUACCUCGUAUCACCCUUCAAGACAACGAAGUCGACGAUCGUGAAGACGGCGUUCAAGCCAAAGACAGCGGAAGUGGUAUUGAGGCACGAGAUUCGCUGGCUCAAUCUGGAAUGGCUCAAAAAGGGGGCAAUACGUCUUCCGCCGACCUGAUCUUGCCACUCCUCAUCCGACUCAUCGUUCUGGCAAACCCAACCGGGCUUGCUUCCCAGCUGAUGUACAUACAGCGUUACCGAUACGAUGCUCUGCUCCAGAAUGGAGAGGCUGCUUAUUGUCUCAUCAACUUCCAGGCAGCCAUACAAUUCAUUGAGAAUGCUAAACCAUCGGAGCUGGGCCUGGAAGACAGUACACUGCCCUCCUUCUCUCAGCAGCUUGGACAAAGUGGCGCAGGAGAGCGCAAUGAAAAGAGCGCUGCAAUUGAGAUGUUGCGAAGCGUAAAAAGGGGCGAGUCUGAGAAUUCAAAUGACAGUAGGACCGCCACACCUCUGCCGAUCGGGGGAAGGCUCAAGGGCCUAACAGGAGUGGUCAACUCGUCUUUCUCCGUUCUUGGUCGGGUGAUUGGCUCUGGAGCAUCAGCAGGAAUGGACGCCUGGGACCGCUCUUCGAAGAAUCUAGAGUCCGCCCGAGCUAUUGACGACAUUAGGGGCCUCCUCACAUCCAGCGUGACCAAGACAGCCACUGCUGGAGGGUCAGUCGUCAACAAACUAAUUGAGAUGGAAAGACAAGGUAAUGAGGGAGAAAGGCCGGAUGGCUCUCGUCCCUCAGCCUUGAGAUCAGCGAGUGCCCCCAACGCAUCCGAUCUGCGUCGAACCUCAUCUCACGAGCAAAAGUCUGCAGCGCACCUUGCGCCAAGUAUCGAGUCUUCGGCGAUGGAAGUGGCUUCGUCGCGAGAUAGCGGCAAGCUCAGCCUCAGCGAUCGACUUGCCAACCUGAACUGGAAGUUCAGCAGUGCGGUAUCGACUCCCCCGGUCGAGCCCGAAGCAUUGACAGAGCCUGUGAAUCCUCAGAACGCCUUACUUUCUACGCUCGGUGCGUCUGCCUCUAUCAUACUUGACGCAGAUGACGUGCCUGCACCGAGGAGCGUUGGCACCACAAACGCAACAGGCGUUGCGUCUACUGCACAACAAAGCACUGCUCCUCUGCCCUCUUCAGCUGCCUCUACGGCAGAUGCCUCCGAGCGUCCAUUGCCAGCCUCUCUCAGGUCACCGUACCCUCCAUUGUCUUUCCCGCCAACAGAAAGCAGGUCAUUGCAUGUCGUCCUGGCUACUUCGGGAAGCGUAGCUUCCAUCAAGCUACCCCUCAUUGUUGAGCGCCUCUUGAGCUACCGAAACGUUCGAGUGCAGGUCAUCCCAACGAAGUCCUCGUUGCACUUCUUCGACAAAGACGAAAUUGCAACGCUGAGCAGAUGUGUCGCAGAAAAGCAAGGUCUGCGCAGUGCAGCAGGGGAGGAAGGAUCCUAUACUCUGGCCUCUCUUGCGGCUGAGAAUGCCGCCGCGAGCGCAGGCAACUCGCAGGCGUCUACUUUAGCUCCUCUGGCUCAUCUGUGGACCGACGAAGACGAGUGGACUUCUUGGAACAAGGUUGGCGAUCCUAUCCUGCAUAUCGAGCUGAGGAGGUGGGCCGAUGUAGUCCUCGUGGCGCCGUGCAGUGCUAAUACGCUGGCGAAGAUUGCUGGAGGCAUCUGCGACAACUUGUUGACGUCCUUCCUGCGAGCCCUCUCGUCCUCUACGCCCACGAUUCUCUACCCAGCGAUGAACACGCUCAUGUAUGCGCACCCGCUGACGGCGCGCCAUCUCGACGUCGUCGAGAACAUCAUUGGCUACGAGGUACGGGGUCCCAUCGAGAAGAGGCUCGCGUGUGGAGACUUAGGGGCGGGGGCAAUGGUCGAGUGGACAGACAUUGUGGAAGGGGUAGUGCAGAGGUUCGGACUAGAGGGGAGGGGAGGAGCUGUGCAGGCCGAUGUGCAAGAAGAGGAUGGAUGGCCGGGAAGAGCUCAGAAGGAGACGGCCUAG
This is a messenger RNA of Microstroma glucosiphilum, 4146 nucleotides long. RefSeq lists its product as hypothetical. Gene Ontology annotation, cellular component: phosphopantothenoylcysteine decarboxylase complex. The transcript has 6 exons. The record is from RefSeq and is a predicted model, not a curated record. Gene Ontology annotation, molecular function: phosphopantothenoylcysteine decarboxylase activity; FMN binding. Bases 1 to 4146 code for a protein of 1381 amino acids. Lineage: Eukaryota; Fungi; Basidiomycota; Exobasidiomycetes; Microstromatales; Microstromataceae. Gene Ontology annotation, biological process: coenzyme A biosynthetic process.